AUGUCUCGCGUUUCUUUUACGAUUGUACAGGAAUUUGUAGCUGAAAUAUUCAAUCAUACAAAUUCAUUUGGCAAAGCUGCUGCUUGCUAUUUUGUUUUAUCAUCAUCCGAUUCAUACGACACGCAAAAGAAACAAAUCAUUCCAGGACGGUGGCUCCUGAAGCAGGAUUCCAUGAAUUUCCGACUACCAGUUUUGACAUGGUCCUGUCGGUUCCGGCCCAAACCAGCUGAAUCCAGCCACCAGAUCCGCUCAUCUGGAAUACCCCAGAACCGACCAUUUCCGUGCCGGAUUGUUUCACCUGAGAUGUUUAAUAAUGCAAUCAAAUGUGCUAUUCUCUCGCCGUUCGGUGUUGAUCGAUCGAAGUUAUUCUUUGAUUUAUUUCAAAAUAAAAAGGCUAAACAAUCGGCAUGUUUCUUUAUGUUAGAGGAUUUCUUUCACAGCUCGAUUGUCUACUUGUCUUCGACGGAAAAGUUCGAAAAAUUAUUGGAUACACAUCAGUUAGGAGCAGAAACAAGAAACGGUAUGUGUAUGAAAUAUGGUACACGAGAAGAGUUCAGUUGA
Adineta ricciae is the source of this 561-nucleotide messenger RNA. Lineage: Eukaryota; Metazoa; Rotifera; Eurotatoria; Adinetida; Adinetidae. The record is from the annotation of a GenBank genome assembly.